UGUACUUAAGUACAAAUUUCCAGUACUCUUUCCACCACUAGGGAUAAAAAAGGAGGAUGAAGAAACAAAGCUGUACGAAGAGACAGCAGAUGGGGUCGUCCUCCCAUUCUAAACCUAAGAAGAAGAAACAAGCCAAGAGACAAAACUGCCCCAAAUCAUCCGCAGGACAAAAAAACACUCAAAACAAAUCUCAACUUCCUGUUACAUGUGGCUGUAAAGAGGGUGUCCUGUAUUUGAAUAAAUAUUAUGAUAAGCAGAAGUGCAUUUUCAGUGAGGGCCAGUGGUUCAAGCCCACUGAGUUUGAGAGGUUUGGGCUGAAGGAGAGGCACAAAAAGUGGAAGACCAGCAUCCUUUGCAAAGGGAUUCCACUCCAGAAACUCAUAGAGGAUGGAUUUCUUUUAUAUACAUCCUUUAAAAAAAGCAGGGUUCAGGAUGCAAAGGGGAAAAAAAGCCAUGUGGGUUUGGAAAAACAGGAAUCACCCGAUAAGAUCGAAGACAAUCAAGACGAUGAUGAUGAUGAUGAUGCUGUUGACAUGAACAUGUUUAAAGGUCCAGUCCUACCUGUUACCUGUGGUUCUGAUUCUGGCAUUCUACACAAAUAUCGAUUUUCCAAAGGGUAUUGUGGGAGAUGCAUAAGAACAGAGAACCACUGGCUGACGCCUGAGGAUUUCAUCAAAUUGAGCAAACCAGAUGGAACAUGGAAGAAAGACAUUCUGUCCAAUGGGAUGCCUCUUGGGAAGCUUAUAACGAAAAGCAUUUUGCAACCACAUACAGCCAACUGUGACUGUGAGAUCUGCGAAGAACCGGAUCAGAACCAACAGAAUGAUGACGCGUGUUUCGUGUGUCCCUCUGAGGGAGCUCUCGUGUGUUGUGAUGAAUGUCCACGAGCUUUUCAUUCACACUGUCACCUACCAGCUGUACAUGAAGACUCACCUGGCCAGUGGAGCUGCACGUUUUGUGUGAUGAAGAAGAUGAAAAGUUCCAGUCAAAAGACCCAACAGGAUAUUUUGAGCAUUCCAGUCUCUCAGUACACACUGCACUGCCAGUACCUGCUGUUACACCUGCUACACGAGAGCAUGACCGACCCCUGUGCCAAAGUUCCAGGAUUCAGUGAGAACAUCUGUGGUCCCAUGAUGCUGGGCAGAGUGAAGCUGAACUUGGAGAAUAAUGAUUAUCGAACAGUGCAAGAGUUUGUCUCAGAUAUUGAAUAUGUUUUCCACCACUGCACCGCCAAAAGGGAUAAUGACUUCAGUAGAAUGACCUCUAGGCUGACGGAACUACUUGAAAUCAUUUUUAAGCUGCUGUAACAUCACGUCUUAACAAAGAUUUCCUUUGUUGGACCUGGUGGUAACAUUUGUGUGAAUUGUACAAUUAUAACAGAAAAAUAAAGAAAGCAUAUUUAGACUUUAUAAAA
This is a messenger RNA of Sinocyclocheilus grahami, 1414 nucleotides long. Its product is annotated as nuclear body protein SP140-like protein. Gene Ontology annotation, biological process: regulation of transcription by RNA polymerase II. The record is from RefSeq and is a predicted model, not a curated record. Gene Ontology annotation, molecular function: DNA-binding transcription factor activity, RNA polymerase II-specific; protein binding; DNA binding. NCBI's taxonomy places the organism in Eukaryota, Metazoa, Chordata, Actinopteri, Cypriniformes, Cyprinidae. The transcript is spliced from 13 exons. Bases 57 to 1307 code for a protein of 416 amino acids. Gene Ontology annotation, cellular component: nucleus.